CUGAACGUUAUUGCGUUUUAACUUUUAAUUAUCAAAUGAUACGCUAUUUUUGACCUAUAUAUCAAUCGGCUAACGUGCACAGAGUUUUAAUUGGUCAGAUUUUUUGCUUCUACGAAAGUUGGUUGAAACAAAACAUGGAGAAUAAAAUUAUAUUUAAAAUUUCUAUUCAACUUUUUGCUAUGCUGGUUCUAUGCAUUGCUUCUUUGCAAAGCUAUUUUAUAGAAAAUCAUCGCAAUUGUUCUCAAUAUAUGGAGUCAUGUAAUGGUUAUAUGCCGUGUUGUAAUCCAAAACAUUUUUGCAAAUUCGUUAACUUAGGAGUCCAAAAUGAAUUGAAGUGUAUAAAUUACGCUUACUUAGGAGAACGUUGUAAUAAUUCUUCCGACUGUAACGAAAUGAUAAAUGCUGAAUGUUCUGAAAACAUAUGUGAUUGUAAACCAAAUUUCAUCAAUUCCGUUGAUUCUUGUAAGCCAUUGCUGAAUGAAUUUUGUAUAGAUAAUAGAGACUGUAUUGUGAAAAAUUCAAUUUGUGUUGAUCAUAAAUGUAAAUGCAAUUCCAAUUUUACAUCCAAGUCCAACAAUGCAUGUGAACCAUUAUAUCUAGGUAGAUUUUGUGAACUGGAUGAAGAUUGUGACGAUAUAAGACAUGCUAAAUGUUCAAAUAAUAAAUGUAGCUGUAGAGCAAACAAUGUAGGAUUAAUUAAAGAAUGUGUACCAUUAGUUAAUGCAUUUUGUUGGAAUGAUGAAUCGUGCUAUACCAAUAAUUCUGUUUGUAUCGACAAUACAUGUAGAUGUAAACCAAAUUUUACACUAACCCCUGAUAAACAAUGUUUACCAAGUUAUUUAGGAACGUACUGUAAAAGUGAUCUAGACUGUCGUGCAAUAAAGAAUGCACGAUGUUCUCCAAAUAAUCAAUGUGUUUGUAAAUUUAGUGCCGUGAAACUGGAUGAAAGAACUUGUGGACCACUAAUAACCGGAAUUUGUGUCAAUAGCAGUCAAUGUAUUCCGGAUAAUUCUUAUUGUGUCAAUAAUCAAUGUCAAUGUGAGCAUGGAUAUAAACCGUUAUUCAAUGCUAUCUGUGAAAAAGACAUAGAUAUGCUGCUUAUUAAUCACUAAACGAUCCAAGAAAAAACCCAAUCAACAGCCGUCUCAAGUUAGAAUAACGGAAAGUCGGAGACUAUAGGAAAUCAUUUUAUUGUUUGUAAUUAUGAUGCAGAAUUCAUUAUAUGGAUCUGAAUAAGAACUAUAGUUAUUUUUGCUGAAUAUCCUAGAUGUAGAAAAUAAUUUUAAAUUAUUAUAAAAAUCAAUUAUAUUAUAUUUAAUUGUUAUUAUAGUAUUAUUGUGUAACCUUUAAACGGUAAGCCUAAAAAAUUUCACGCUACAGGUAGUGCCGGUCUGACAGACCGCUACUUGAAGUACAUUCGGUUUUUUUACUUUUAAGAAGGGGACUUUAUCUAUUACACGAAUAAAACUAUAUCUUUAUGAAAAUUAAUUUUAUAUUAAUAAGAUUUAAUGUUAUUUUAGGUUAAUAAAAAAAUUAAAUUUAA
Microplitis demolitor is the source of this 1543-nucleotide messenger RNA. Its product is annotated as prion-like-(Q/N-rich) domain-bearing protein 25. The record is from RefSeq and is a predicted model, not a curated record. The transcript is spliced from 6 exons. Bases 135 to 1112 code for a protein of 325 amino acids. Lineage: Eukaryota; Metazoa; Arthropoda; Insecta; Hymenoptera; Braconidae.